Messenger RNA from Didymosphaeria variabile, 798 nucleotides. RefSeq lists its product as uncharacterized. Lineage: Eukaryota; Fungi; Ascomycota; Dothideomycetes; Pleosporales; Didymosphaeriaceae. Bases 1 to 798 code for a protein of 265 amino acids. The record is from RefSeq and is a predicted model, not a curated record. Gene Ontology annotation, molecular function: FMN binding; oxidoreductase activity. The transcript is spliced from 4 exons.
AUGAAGUCCGCAGAACCCCACCCGGCUAGCUUAGAGGAGAUUGAGGAUAUCAUCGAUGGCUUUGGCUAUGCUGCGGAAUAUCUGGAGAGGGCCGGGUUCGAUGGAGUUGAGAUCCAUGGCGCCCAUGGGUAUUUGCUAGCUCAGUUCCUUUCGCAGUCAACCAACCUGCGAAAUGACCAUUAUGGUGGUAGCCUGCGCAAUCGGGCACGCUUGACUCUCGAAGUUGCAGAGGCAGUCCGCUUGAGAACGAGUCCAGACUUCGUUAUGGGCAUCAAACUCAAUUCGGUGGAGUUCCAAGACAAGGGUCUCACACAGGAAGAGGCGAAGCAACUCUGCAUAAUGCUAGAGAAGAGUACGUUCGAUUUUGUCGAACUUUCAGGAGGCACUUUCGAGGAUAUGGGUUUCGAACACAAAAAGGAGUCUACGAAACAUCGCGAAGCAUUCUUCCUCGAGUUCGCCGACGAAAUCACACCAGCCUUGUCAAAGACGAAGUCUUACAUCACUGGAGGCUUCAAAACAGCCGCAGCAAUGGUCCGGGCGCUCGAUACGGUGGACGGAGUGGGACUUGGGCCUGCUGCAUGCCAAGAGCCUCGCUUGCCCAAAUCCAUUCUUGAGGGAAAGGUUCAGGCUAUCAUCAAGCAGCGACCAAACGACCAGCAUACUGCAUUGGCAACCAUAGUCGCUGGUUCACAAAUACGCCAGAUGAGUAAGGAUCAGGAGCCGUUUGACAUGAGCUUGGAAGAAAAUGAGAAGGCAUUUAUGAAGCUCAUGAAUACCUGGAUGGAGCUCGACUCAUGA